UACACUGAUCUCGAGGUUUUUCAUUCAACUCCGGGGUGCGGUUAUGGACGAUGAUGUCGCCAUCUAUGCCACCAAUCACCACCUUGAAAUGAGCCAUCAACGGGACAACUCACAACCUCAUUUUCAAUUGAGUAGAGUCGGCAUUGGUAGUAUCGUACGAUAUACUCAGCAAGUCGAACAUGAACACCAUCCCAUCGAUACCCUUUACCUGGACAAUGACGACAAAGUGAUACGACACGAUUACCCGUCUCAUGGUACCAAAAAUUCUGUCAAGCUACAGGAGCUAAGAAGGAUGAGGGCUGGAAGGGUAACUCCUCGUUACUGA
This is a messenger RNA of Acaulospora colombiana, 325 nucleotides long. The record is from the annotation of a GenBank genome assembly. NCBI's taxonomy places the organism in Eukaryota, Fungi, Glomeromycota, Glomeromycetes, Diversisporales, Acaulosporaceae.